AUGUCUCACGAACCGAUACAGCCAGAGCAUUUCGACCUGACACUGCAGUCCUUAAGACUCGCAAGAGGAAAUUAUCUCCCGUCUUCGCUGCUCAAGCAAGAUGGCUCGCUGGAGAAAGCGGAAUCAAACGACCGGAAAAAGCGAGCCAAGGCCGCAGCACUACGAGCAGAGGAGGGGAAGAUACAAGCCGACGCCUGGGGAGACCGAGCAGUGGCUGCGGAACUGCGAGCGAACGAGGCGGAAGAGAAGCUCCGCACCGAGACCAGACGUGUAGGGGAGUUCCAGGAAAUUCUCCGGGCGCAUGUACGGAACUCGCAAACUCGUCAGCGGGCUCUCGAGGACGAUCUGGGUCGUUGCAGAGCGGCCCUCGACAUCCUCCAGAGCCGGAGCCAAUUCCGGCCAAGGGUCCUUCGACAAGGCCCGCGGAUGCAGCUGUACCGGGACCAGACCGCGCAACUCGAGGAGGAAAUUCAAGACAUGGCGGACCAGGUGGAUUCUGCGAACCGGCGACCGGACUCAGAAGAUCCGACCAGGCAGCCGUUUGCAGAUCAAGUCUUCCCCAACCGCAACCUCGAUACAUGUUUCAGUUGCAAAACUAUCCGUCAACCAAGUAUGAAUUUGGGCCCUCGACCCGGUCAAGGGGCCUGUAGGUGA
Exophiala oligosperma is the source of this 654-nucleotide messenger RNA. RefSeq lists its product as uncharacterized. The transcript is spliced from 2 exons. The record is from RefSeq and is a predicted model, not a curated record. The coding region runs from base 1 to 654 and encodes 217 amino acids. Lineage: Eukaryota; Fungi; Ascomycota; Eurotiomycetes; Chaetothyriales; Herpotrichiellaceae.